Molecule: messenger RNA, 1642 nt
Organism: Phyllopteryx taeniolatus (common seadragon)
Lineage: Eukaryota; Metazoa; Chordata; Actinopteri; Syngnathiformes; Syngnathidae
Gene: blzf1
Product: basic leucine zipper nuclear factor 1
Exons: 7
Coding region: 245-1462 (405 amino acids)
Biological process (GO): Golgi to plasma membrane protein transport; Golgi organization
Cellular component (GO): Golgi membrane
Source: RefSeq, a predicted model, not a curated record
AAAAGGGUUAUAUAUCGUCUUAUUUGUGAAUAUCUUGGCACUUUCAGAUCCAAAACGGAGUGUGGCGUUUAAUGGAAAACAUCUAGCCUGAGAGACCGAGUUCAGGAUUUAUACAUUCCAACUGUUUCCGGUAACAGCUGCCAUCUGGAGGACCAUUGUCAAGCGCUAUAGUCCGUCCAAAUAGUAAUUCCUGGAAUUCACUGCACGUGGAUACUUUGUGUCACUUCAAGAACAGACCACCAUCAUGAUUGCUGCUGUCAGUGUCAGGGAUUCUGGCCGUGUCCCAGUACGAGUGGCUGGGGAUGGCAUGGAAACUGAUAAAACGCCCUCCACCCUGGAGGUCAGCACAGAUACGUUGACAUCAGGUCUGUCAGACGCUCCCCUCAUCAAAGCAGCAAGCCCCAAACACAGCCCCAAGUCUUCCAAUCCUCCCCCCCCUGUUGCCCCCCAACCUCUUGGGGUGCUCCACCUGGGCAAGGUGAGUAGGGAGGCCUGCACAGAGGUGGAGGCUGUAAGGAUAGUCGUACCUCGAGCUGCCAUAACUAGAAACAGCCGAGUAACUGAGGCGAAGGGAGACGCUGGACAACAGGUGGAAGAGCGAAGUUCUUCCCCACAACCAUCGUUGGAUGACUGGAGAGGACACCUAGAGAAGCUUCAGAACUCUGAACGCAGGCUGCUACAGGACAAGGAGGGCCUUUCCAAUCAACUGCGUGUGCAGACAGAGGUGAACCGUGAGCUCAAGAAACUGCUGGUGGCAUCCAUGGGUGAUGACCUGCAGUACCAGUUUGAGCGUCUGGCACGUGAGAAGAAUCAGCUGAUUCUGGAGAACGAGGCUUUGGGUCGGAGUUUGUCACACACAGUGGAGCAGCUGGAGCGCAUGAGUAUCCAGUGUGAUGUCUGGAGGAGCAAGUUCCUCGCCAGCAGAGUGAUGACAGAGGAGCUGACAAAUGCCAGAACAGCUUUGCAGCGUCAGACCAGAGAGGCACAAGGAGCCAUUCAGGACCUGUUGUUGGAGAGAGACGAGUUCUCAAGGGAAAUGGUGCUCACUCACAGAUCUAUGGAGCAGCUCCUGGUGUCUCUACAGUGGGGUAGGCAGCAGACAUACUACCCCAGCGCACAGUCGCUCAGCACAGCAGAGGUGGCGGUGGCCAAUCACAAACUAGCAGAGGCUAUCAACUCCCACCUGUUAGGAAAUACCUGCAGCAGUGUGGUCAAACGCAUCAGUGCAACAACGGAUCAACUGUGUAGCACACCAGCAGAGAAGAUGGCUGAGAAGGUGCUGAAGAUUUUAGAUCCAAUUUCCUGCGCAGAAAACAAGGCUGUCUCUCCACUCAAUGACUCAUCCCCCUCAAACUUUCUGAGCAAUAAGAAGAGCAUUGGCAGGUUUCACCCGUACACUCGCUAUGAGAACAUCACUUUUAACUGCUGUGAACGCUGCAGCGGAGACAUCCUCGUGCUUUAGAUGAGCAUCAUCAUCUCAAUGCCUCAUCUCAAUGCUGAACAUCUUGUCACCAUGCAAUAGAACCACAUACUAUUUGACAUUGGCCGGCUACAUCCUUUUCCGAGUGAUCUUAAGCUUAACAAAAGUUUUACCAAAACAUUUGUGAAACAGUAGCCACAUUUAUUUAAAUGAUUUUCAAAA